AUGAAUAGUAUUGACCAGCAGCUCGUCGAAAAGAAGGAGAGGAUUGCCAAGUCCAUGAAUUUGCACCAGGGACUUGUAUCGCCUCUCUGGCGCCUGCCAACUGAGAUUUUAGCCCAAAUUUUUCAUCACUGUCUCCCGGACUUCCGCCACUGGGAACGCGAUUACCCGUCGCCCCACCCAACCCGAAGUGCUCCCAUACUGUUGACCAGAAUAUGCCGACGAUGGAGGGACGUUGUUGUGGGCAUGCCUAGUUUUUGGUGCAACCUGUAUUUGAGCAAGCGUAGGAAAUGGGAGCAGGCAGCUUUCUGUUAUACCUCAUGGCUCGAGCGAACCCAAGGAUGUUAACACUCGAUUUCUAUGAAGACGACGAGACCCACACACGAAGCCUUCUUAAGCCUUACAUCAAUCAAAUCUCGUCUCUCUAUAUCAAAUGUUACCGAGGCGCCAAUCCCCACGUUAUGUGGAAAGACCUCCCAGCACU
Messenger RNA from Suillus paluster, 481 nucleotides. RefSeq lists its product as uncharacterized. NCBI's taxonomy places the organism in Eukaryota, Fungi, Basidiomycota, Agaricomycetes, Boletales, Suillaceae. The coding region runs from base 1 to 345 and encodes 114 amino acids. The transcript has a single exon. The record is from RefSeq and is a predicted model, not a curated record.